AUGCCUGUGUCGACCCUCCGCGAAGCUAUCCAAGCCGAGACCACGAUCGCUCCCACUUCCCAACACCUCUACCACAACGGUCGCUUGAUUCAAGAUGACACCAAAACCAUGGAGCAGCUACAGAUUGCCGACGGCGAGAUGCUGGCGUUGCACGUGAGGGACAUGCAAGGAAGCACUGGUGUUCCGGACCAGGGAAGAAGAGGUCCGCCGCGCCGACGACCCGGGGGCCAAGAUCCGGAGCUCAUCCGCCUCCAAAUACUCGGUGACCCAAACCUGCGUGCCGAAGCAACCCGCCAGCAGCCCCAGCUCGCCGCCGCGCUAGACGACCCGCAGCGCUUUGCCCAGCUUUUCAACGACAGCUAUGAUCGGGAGCAGCGAGAGCGCGAGGAGCGUCAGAGACAGAUUGCACGGCUGAACGAGGACCCCUUCGAUGUUGAGGCUCAGGCAAAGAUCGAGGAAAUGAUCCGCCAAGAGAGGGUCAUGGAGAACCUCCAGAACGCCAUGGAGCAUAACCCCGAAGUGUUUGGGCGUGUGCACAUGCUGUAUGUCGACGUCGAGGUCAACGGCCAUAGGGUGAAGGCGCUUGUCGAUUCUGGAGCCCAGGCCACAAUCAUGUCCCCGUCCUGCGCCGAGGCUUGCGGCAUCAUGAGACUCGUCGACAAGCGGUUCGCGGGAGUGGCCCGCGGAGUGGGCACCGCCAACAUCAUUGGCCGCGUGCACUCGGCCCAGAUCAAGGUCGGCUCAAUGUUCCUGCCUUGCAGUUUCACUGUCAUGGAGGGCAAGCAGGUGGAGCUUCUUCUCGGUCUCGACAUGCUCAAGCGCUACCAAGCCAGCAUCGACCUGGCCAAGGACAAGCUGAUCAUCCAGGGUGAGGAGGUGCCUUUCUUGGGCGAGGCUGAAAUCCCCAAGGAGAGCGAGGAGGCGUUGGAAGAGGAGCCCAGGCUGCCGGGACCGGCCGGCACCACCAUUGGUCAACGAUCUGGCGUCGUCAGCGGCCCCCAGGGCACUGCCGCUGCCACGCCACAACAAAACCCUCCCCAGCAGGCGCCUCAGCAGCAGGCUGCUGCUCAGAGCUUCCCCGAGGAGCACAUUAAUCAACUCAUGGCACUAGGUUUUCCUCGAGAAGCCGCCAUCAACGCGUUGCAGGCAACAGGUGGCAACGUCGAGUUCGCCGCCGGCCUUUUGUUCGGAGCAUAG
This is a messenger RNA of Colletotrichum graminicola M1.001, 1197 nucleotides long. Its product is annotated as aspartyl protease. Bases 1 to 1197 code for a protein of 398 amino acids. The record is from RefSeq and is a predicted model, not a curated record. NCBI's taxonomy places the organism in Eukaryota, Fungi, Ascomycota, Sordariomycetes, Glomerellales, Glomerellaceae. The transcript is spliced from 2 exons. Gene Ontology annotation, biological process: proteolysis. Gene Ontology annotation, molecular function: aspartic-type endopeptidase activity; protein binding.